AAACGCUAAAGUGUAUGUUAAAUGAUAAAACUAACUUUCUUUCAUAUGGAUUUUACUGAGUAAAGAAUAAUAUCUCAUACAGACUUAGUGUGAAUAAAGCUUUUAGGCUAUGGAGAACUUUAUCUGCUUAUUCGUAAUAAUUGUCGCACUGUCAAGUAAAAUAGGAUUAUCAGCUGGUCAUCAGUGCCCCAAAAAUAAUAACAUCAAGAACUGCACAACUCAUGGCGAUUGUCCAGUCGGUCAAGCGUGUUUGGGAACCGACGUAAAUAAGAUAUGCCGCGACUGUGAAUGCCAUCAAACUAGUCAAUGUUAUCUGCAAGGCAACAGUGUCAACUGUAAUUGUACAAAUUCGGGGUACUCCGGACAUCAUUGCGAGUGCGAGAAGAAAAACCACAGUGAUAUUGUAUUAUGGCAUAGCUACUGUAUAAAGUAUUCGAAUGAAUUCCUUAUUCUUGACAAUGGUUUUUGGACCGGUGAUUGUUCAGGUGCAAUGAAAUUCUUUACUAUGGAUACAUCAUAUUGUUUCCAGCAAUGUGUCGACAGACCAACAUGCUAUGUUGCUUUCUACGAAGGACAUUCUUCAAUUUGUAAUUUAUUUGUUUAUUCCACACCUCCAAUGCUCGGUGAUAUUAUGGAUAAAGUGGUAAGGUCGGCAUGGAAUUCGCGUUCUGAAGUACGCGUUCGAAAUUGUAUUGAAAGGGUUUUUGACGAAGACUAAUUUCGUCUGCUAUGUGACAUGAACUUAAUAUUAUCGUGGAUUUCUGUUUGUUAUUGAUAUUUUAUGUUGUAAUACGAUUGAAUAAAGCAAAUAUUGGGUAACGAUCUUG
Ruditapes philippinarum (Manila clam) is the source of this 827-nucleotide messenger RNA. RefSeq lists its product as uncharacterized. The record is from RefSeq and is a predicted model, not a curated record. Bases 110 to 718 code for a protein of 202 amino acids. The transcript is spliced from 6 exons. Lineage: Eukaryota; Metazoa; Mollusca; Bivalvia; Venerida; Veneridae.